GGGCAAACGGUGUACAUAGCUCAAUCGUGCUAGUCUCUGAACACGUUGCUGCUAUUGGUGGGGGAAAGCUACCGAUAUCAUUUGUGUCACCGGUGUAUUUCAUUUCCAUCGCCAUGAAGAAGAAACAUCUUCCGAUCCGUGCAACGCCGUGGGUGCUACUUGCAGUGACAAUCUUCUUUUUGGGAUCGUCGUCGCCAACGCCUUCGGCAAAUGCCCUGUCUCHCCCUCGAAGACCAUCGACACUGCCGCCACAAGGGCGGCAGGUACGACAGAAGAAACCAAUCCGUUUGGCCGCGUCAUCUUCCCCUUCAGAAAACAAAAACCAACCAUCGAUGUCAUCUCUCGCGGAAACGGCAACAGUCCCGGAAGAAAUAUUCAAUCUUGUCAAAUCCAUCAUCGGUGCCGGCGUUCUAUCCUUACCAGCGGGGAUAGCGCUGAUGGCCAACACCGGUGCUGGUGGAACUUCUAGCAACGGUAUUCUGCUUUCUUCGUCUUGCUUCUUGAUUGCAAUGAUGGGGAGCAUCUCCGCCUAUACUUUUUCAUUGAUUGCACGGGUCUGCCGGAUGACAAGCAGUGAUACAUACGCCGACUGCUGGACGGCUACCAAGGGACAAUCCCUGGCGUGGAUUGUUGCGUUGUCGUCUACACUGGAUUGUUUUGCCGGGAAUCUGACGUACUCGAUGGUCCUGGCUGAUACAUUUCGCCAGCUCUUAUCGUCUCUGCUCAAGCUGGUGGAUGGAGGAAACGGAAACCAACUCGUUGCAACCCUGGCGGCGAACAACAGCCGCACGAAUGUUCUCUUGCUUUUAACGACAAUGGUAUUGUUGCCGUUGUGUUGCGUCAAGAAUUUAUCGUCGUUGGCACCCUUCUCGCUUGUGGGCAUACUUGGAAUGGUGUACACAGGGCUCGUGAUUGGGCUGAGGUAUUUCGAUGGAAGCUACCGAUUGCCAGGCGGAAAGUUCAUGGCCGAUCUUAAGCCGGUGCCACCGCUUGCCGCCGGGAGCGGCGGUGCUUCUGCUGGAUCUGCUGCUGUAAUGCCCCUGCUGAAUCCCAAGUCGCUCAUUCUGGUUUCGAUGCUGUCCACCGCGUACAUUGCGCAUUUCAACGCACCAAAGUUCUACAGGGAGCUGAAGGGAUCGAGCACGGAACCCAAUCGAUUUCACUUCGGRGUGGUGGCGCCUUCCUUUGCCGCAUGUGUCCUUUUCUACGCCGUGGUUUCGUCCCUCGGCUACCUGACGUUUGGAUCCUCGACAGCACCGAUGAUACUGAGCAAUUAUUCGACCAAGGACGCUCUGGUCUCGCUCUCGCGAUUUGCUGUUGGUCUGUCGCUGAUCUUUUCCUAUCCGCUGCUCUUUGUGGGCUUACGCGACGGGGUGAUCGAUCUGGUCAACCAGGUCACUCCACUUUUCCGAAAGCAGCAAAAGCCACUACAAUUGACGGAGCGCCAAUCGAACCGCUUUACGACAGCGCUUGUGUCCCUGAUUACAGUCCUAGCACUGCGAAUCACCGACCUGACGUUCGUGGCCAGCUUAUCGGGUGCCCUGCUGGGUACCUCCCUGAUUUUUAUUUUUCCAACGCUCAUGUUCCGUUCGGCGCUGAAAAACGAAAGCGAGAGGACGAAAACACCCUACACGAAGCUACAAAAAUUCGAGCGAGGGUUGUGCUCGAUCAUUGCGGGUUUGGGUGUUUUCAUUGCAGGGGUUGGUGCCAAAAUGGCGUGGACGGCAUAGGAAACAAGCUGCGGCCUAUCGGUGGAUCCGUUUGAUUCAGCAUUUCCAUUUUUUCAUAGAAUAGGUGUUUGUGACUUACAGAUUUUGAAUGCGAGACGGACGUAAUAACAAACUCUAUUACAG
This is a messenger RNA of Pseudo-nitzschia multistriata, 1853 nucleotides long. Lineage: Eukaryota; Bacillariophyta; Bacillariophyceae; Bacillariales; Bacillariaceae. The record is from the annotation of a GenBank genome assembly.